Messenger RNA from Tetrahymena thermophila SB210, 1371 nucleotides. RefSeq lists its product as hypothetical. Gene Ontology annotation, biological process: nucleocytoplasmic transport; activation of GTPase activity. Gene Ontology annotation, molecular function: small GTPase binding; GTPase activator activity. The transcript is spliced from 16 exons. Lineage: Eukaryota; Ciliophora; Oligohymenophorea; Hymenostomatida; Tetrahymenidae. The record is from RefSeq and is a predicted model, not a curated record. Gene Ontology annotation, cellular component: perinuclear region of cytoplasm; cytosol; nucleus.
AUGAAAUCGUUCAAUAGAUUAAAUACUAUUGUCUCUAUCAAGCUAUCAAAGAUGUUUUCACUGACAUACCAAAAGCUCUCUGUAUUGUCUCUUAAUCUUUAGGAAUAGUAAAUAGAUAAUGAGGACAUAGAAGAAAUUAUAUCUGUGUUAAUAUCAUCUAAUGAUUUAUCAUCUUUGGAAAUUCAAUUACAAUCUAUUUAUACUAUUAAUUUGGAUGGAAAUUUGCUUGAUAAAGCUAAAUGCUAAGAUCUUUGUACAUUAGCAUUAGAUCUAUCGGAUAAUAAAAUAAAUAGUGCGGGGAUAUAACACUUAGGAACACUGCUUUAAUCAUGCUUUAAUCUUACAGAUCUAACAUUACUGUUGAACAAUAACAAUAUCUAAGAUCAAGGAGCUAUUAUUUUAGGAAAAGAAUUACAACACCUAGACGGAAUUAAAUAUCUCACUAUUGAACUAUCAUAGACAUAAUUAGGCAAUAGAGGGAUUAGCAGUUUAGUGACUUCAAUAGCAAGUAUUGCUCCACUACUAUAUUUAGCUUUAAAUUUCAACUCUAAUUUAUUUGGAAACUCUGGCUUACAUUCAAUGAUAGACUCAAUUAAAAACUUAAGCAUGCUUAACACUUUAAGUUUAAGCUUAUCGAAUAAUAAAAUAGCUAACAUAUCGUCCUGCAAUAUUAUCUCCACUCUAACUAAGAAUAAUAAAUUGAUGUCGAUUUCUUUAAAAUUAUCUUCAGUAUUGACAAACUUAAUGAGAAAGAGCAGAAUUAAUAGCAAUGACAUUUAUAGUAUUUGCCAAGGGAUUUGUAGAUUUUUUAAUCUGAAUAAUUUAUAUCUAAGCUUUAGUUAAAAUCAAAUUGGAAAUUAAGGUUUACAAGAACUAUGUUCUUAAAUAUCUUGUUGUCAGAAUCUACAAAAUUUGUAUUUGAAUCUUAGUUAAAAUUAAAUAGAAAAUAAAGGAAUAUCAAGUAUAGGAUAAGGAAUAGCUUAAAUUAUAAAUCUCUCUCAAUUAAAUUUAUUAUUAAGUAAUAAUAAGAUAGAAAGUGAUGGAGCCAAAGAUUUAGGACAAGGAAUUGCAUAGUGCAGCAACUUGAAAAAACUCACAAUUAACUUAAAUGAUAAUUAAAUUAAGGACUAAGGACUUUAAUCUUUGGGUUAGGGAAUUUAAUAAUGCUAAAAUAUUGAAUUUUUAAGCAUCUCUACUAUAAACAAUAUAGUAAGUCCUCCUGGUUAUUACAAUUUUAGUAAGCAAAUAAUGAAUUGCACAAAUCUUACAUUUCUGAUAAUGAAAAUAUUCUAAUUAAAAGCAAAUCAAGUUUCAUAAUAAAUUACAGGAUUAAUAUAUAAAACAUAAAAAUUAAUAUAAUUUUAUAUUUGA